UGUCAGACUUCAGACAAUACUUUACCGCCAUUUGCUGUUCAGUUGUAGCGUUCGUCAUUUAUUGAUAUUCUUUUUGUCAUUUUUUCAUCCGUAGCCUGUAUUCGUCAUCUCGCUGCCAUUGGCCAUUCCUGUAAAUCCGUAUUGUGGUCAUUUAACCUCGUUCGGUCUUGUUGAACGAUAAUUUUUUCUUCAUUUAAGAAAAUGCCUAGCCCCGUGAAAAAAGUGAAGUUGGAUUCCACUCUGUGCUCCGACUCGGUGCUGGCCUUUGCCAAGUUGACCGAACACGCCUACCCGCCGACGAAAGGCAGUCAGUUGGCCGCCGGUUAUGACUUGAGAAGUGCUUACGCUUACACCAUAAAAGCACAUGGCAAAGAGCUGGUAAAAACCGAUAUCCAAAUCAAAGUGCCGCACGGAACAUACGGUCGCAUCGCACCCAGAUCGGGUCUGGCCUGGAAGAACUUCAUCGACGUCGGCGCCGGUGUAAUCGAUGAAGAUUACCGUGGCAAUGUAGGAAUAGUCCUUUUCAAUCACUCUGAUGAUGAGUUCACAAUUCAACCGGGCGAUAGGGUUGCUCAGUUAGUGUGUGAGAAGAUAGCUUACCCCGAGAUAAGAGAGUUAAAAUCGCUCGAUGAAACCGAGAGAGGCGAAGGAGGAUUUGGUUCAACUGGAACUCAGUAAUUUGUUUUACUUUUCCUAUUAUAAUAACUAAGGUUUUUAAAUGUGAUAUACUAUAAGUAACAUGUUGGGACAUUCCAUGUGAUUUUUUUUUUUUAAUUUUGUAAACAAGGUAUUUAAUAAAUAAUA
This is a messenger RNA of Adelges cooleyi (spruce gall adelgid), 804 nucleotides long. Its product is annotated as deoxyuridine 5'-triphosphate nucleotidohydrolase-like. The transcript has 4 exons. Gene Ontology annotation, biological process: dUMP biosynthetic process; dUTP catabolic process. Gene Ontology annotation, molecular function: magnesium ion binding; dUTP diphosphatase activity. NCBI's taxonomy places the organism in Eukaryota, Metazoa, Arthropoda, Insecta, Hemiptera, Adelgidae. The record is from RefSeq and is a predicted model, not a curated record. The coding region runs from base 202 to 678 and encodes 158 amino acids.